AUGCAUGAUCGGAUGGAUAUCGUCAUUCAGCUACCCUCUGGCACCAUCUCCGCAGCUCAGAAGGAGAACCUAGUUCACGCUCGCGGCGUUCCAUACGCACAUGCCAAACGCUUUGAACCUCCUCAAUCAAUUGCGCCUUGGGAAGGCGUAGUUGAUUACACUCGGCCAUCUACAAUAUGCCCGCAAGCUCCUUCGCGUCUUGAUAUGGUCACCGGGCCGUUGGCGAAAGGUAGGGUCAUGGACGAAGACUGCACCCAUUUAAGUAUUGCAGCUCCGAUCGGUGGACAGAACCUUCCUGUCAUGGUGUUCUUUCAUGGAGGUGCCUAUCUCACAGGCGGCGGAGACCUUGACUGCUAUCAAGGACUGGAGCUGGCGGCUCGCGGUGUCGUGGUCGUUAGUGUCACAUAUCGUCUAGGAAUUUUCGGUUAUCUACAAAUCCCUGGAAUUGCGCCAGCAAAUCUUGGAUUGCUUGAUCAGAUUGAAGCGCUGAAUUGGGUCAAAAACAAUAUCCUUAGCUUUGGUGGAGACCCCAGCAAUGUGACACUCUUUGGAGAAUCCGCGGGAGCAGAUUCAAUUUUCUGCUUGAUGGCUGCGGAAGGCACUGAGGGCCUCUUUCAUCGCGCGAUAUUGCAAAGCGCCCCCAUCGGCCGACGAUACGACAAAUCCGCGGAGAGCCUUACUCUGGCCCUAUCGAAGGCUGCACAGGAGAAAUUGCAAAGUUUAGCUGCUGGUUCUCCCUCGAUAGAAGAACUGCUAUCAAUCCAGCUCCAGCUACUGAUUACGGCGAAGAAACUUGGUUCCCGCGGCAUGCCCUUUGCGCCCUCGUUCGGACAACAUCCUCUUCCCCAGAUAUCUGAACUUGACGAUGUUAUACGGAAGAGGGCCAAGGACAUUCCAGUUCUGAUUGGCUGUACAAAAGACGAAGGCACUCCGUUUGCGGCAAUGAAUGAUCGUGCGGCUCGAUUUUUUACGAUUCCUCUCCUUGGCCGGUGUAUUCGUUGGCUUGUAAGCUGGCUAAUUACGAAGAAAGUUUUCCACUCGCCGUCAAAGCACUUUCAAAAGCAGGUUCUCGCGGCUGGCGGAAAAUGCUCGUCCUUCUACUUCCGAUGGGCUCCUCCAAGCAGCCCCUGGGGAGCAGCGCAUACAAUUGACUUGCCUUUCUUGCUGGGGUCCUGGUCCUCUUGGGAAGAUGCUCCUAUGCUAGGUGGCUCGAAGAGCAGAGACGUUGUUGAGAGGGUCGGAUCACAUGUAAAGGAUGUCUGGGUGGCCUUUUCCAAGGGCGUGGAUUUGGGAUCAAACACUUUGAUUAUUGACGAGAGUUUUCGUUCGGAGCACUGCAUUAAGGAGAAGAAAUUGUAG
Molecule: messenger RNA, 1359 nt
Organism: Coccidioides posadasii C735 delta SOWgp
Lineage: Eukaryota; Fungi; Ascomycota; Eurotiomycetes; Onygenales; Onygenaceae
Source: RefSeq, a predicted model, not a curated record